UUUCCUACUGAGGAUACUUAACCACCACCCAACACAAGAGACACUCCCACUCCCACUGUCUACAGUCUGCUACUAUGUGUAAAGGACUAACAUCGAUGCCUACCUGCUGCUUGGAAAGGGCCAAAGAGCUGAAAGCGAGGCUGGGAAGCAUUUUGCAGAAGUCAGAGUGGAAUCUGUUCUGCUGCAAAAUGGGAAAAAACAAACCGACCCUGGAGGAAUGCCUGAGGUGGAAAGGAUCAUUUGAGCAACUCCUGUCUAGCAAAUAUGGACUGUGCGCUUUCACAGCCUUCUUAUUAUCAGAAUUCAGCGAAGAGAACAUUGCGUUCUACUUUGCAUGUGAAGAUUACAGGAGUACCAAAUCUCUUGCCAAACUACCUACUAAAGCCCAGAAAAUCUACAAUGAAUUCAUCUGCAGUGAUGCUCCCCGGGAGAUUAACAUUGACCAUGAAACUCGGGACAUCACCAAAGCCAACAUGCAUUCCCCGUCACCCUACUGCUUUGAUCAGGCGCAGCACAAGAUCUACAUGCUCAUGGCCAAAGACUGCUACCCACGCUUCCUGCGCUCACCAGCCUUCAGGGAUAUUGUCAGUCAAGCCAAGCCAAGCCCAAAACAGCCCCAGCUGGGGAAGAAGGUGUGAGUUCUCACUGAUGGCCCGCAAAUGUGUAGAAUGACUGCCGAGGUAGAAGUGUGUCCUUGAAAGAACCCCCUCACUCUUCAAAGCUGGAAAGAAAGGAAACAUGGGAUAACUUUCCCCCCCUCCCCAAGUGGAAUGUCAAUGAAUAGCGAUGAGGUGGUUUUGAAAGUCACAAGAAAGUAAAAAGUUAAGACAAAAACCACAGAAGCUAGUGAGGAAUGGGAAAGCACUUUUUUUUAUUUUAUUAUUUGCCCUUAAGGUAAACAUUUGUGUUUGUAAUGUCUUUGUCAAAGUUCAACACUGUUUGUGAAAAAAAGAUACAUUGAAUAUGAUAAUUUUUGUAUUUAUUUGUGUGUAUUUUAUGCAUUUUUACUAAAUAAAAGGUAUAAUAAUGUGCAAUAUAAUAUAUUGAUAUUUAUAUAACUUGUUGUAUUUUUACACACCAGCAAAUAAAUUUUACAGGAUCGCAAAACAAA
Molecule: messenger RNA, 1111 nt
Organism: Phycodurus eques (leafy seadragon)
Lineage: Eukaryota; Metazoa; Chordata; Actinopteri; Syngnathiformes; Syngnathidae
Product: regulator of G-protein signaling 5-like
Exons: 5
Coding region: 75-638 (187 amino acids)
Source: RefSeq, a predicted model, not a curated record